AUGGAUAAACCGCUAUCGUAUUACACACCUUUUGCGCGUUUUCAAGUUGCACCAGUCUACUGGCCCACAGUCUCACCACUGCCGUUGCGCGACAAAUUGAUUGAGAUGACUCAACAGCAACAACAGCAAAACUUUGUUAAAUUGAUUGUCGCUGGUGUUGGCGGUGUGGGCAAGAGUGCUCUCACGCUCUACUUCAUGUACGAUGAAUUUGUCAAGGACUAUGAACCCACACGGGCGGACUCCUACCGAAAGAAGAUAUCGUUCGGUAGUGAGGAUGUUCAACUACAUAUUCUCGACACUGCCGGACAAGAAGACUAUGCAGGCAUUCGAGAUACUUUCUAUCGCAAUAGUGAGGGAUUUCUCCUCGUCUUCGAUCUCACCGACAGACAGUCGUUCAUUUCUUUGGGUGAAUUUGUGGAUCAGAUUUUGCGUGUGAAGCGUUCCGAUAGGGUGCCAAUGCUGAUCUGCGGUAACAAGGUGGACCUGACAGAAAAUCGGAGGGUAUCGCAGGAAGAAGCGGAAGAUUUCUGUCGCAAAUGCCAUGUCCCCUACCUCGAGACGUCCGCUAAGACCAAUACAAAUGUCGAAAAGGCCUUCCUCACCCUCGCCCGAGAGGUUUACCAACUGAAAGUGGCUCAGAGACAGCAGCACCAGCCCGGACAGCCCGCCAAGCAAGGUCACAAAAAGAAGAGAUGCAAGAUUUUAAAAACAACAAGCAAAAGACGCUUUGUGCGCAACGUGUGGUGGGAAGCCUUGGUGCAUCGGUGCGUUCAACUUUGCCUACCUCUCGUCUCAUCCCUCCUUCCCUCGUCCACUACAGAAGAUUCCGAUUACGUUGUGGCUGUCUCAGUUGACAUCUCAGCUAAGUUAACGAUGAAAGUUCGUCGACCAAUCAACCGGUAA
Echinococcus granulosus is the source of this 903-nucleotide messenger RNA. RefSeq names its product Ras-related protein O-RAL. Gene Ontology annotation, cellular component: plasma membrane. Lineage: Eukaryota; Metazoa; Platyhelminthes; Cestoda; Cyclophyllidea; Taeniidae. The transcript is spliced from 9 exons. The record is from RefSeq and is a predicted model, not a curated record. Gene Ontology annotation, biological process: Ras protein signal transduction. The coding region runs from base 1 to 903 and encodes 300 amino acids. Gene Ontology annotation, molecular function: GDP binding; GTP binding; GTPase activity.